Leptonychotes weddellii (Weddell seal) is the source of this 1177-nucleotide messenger RNA. It is a transcript of the gene DUSP18, whose product is annotated as dual specificity phosphatase 18. Gene Ontology annotation, biological process: peptidyl-tyrosine dephosphorylation. Gene Ontology annotation, molecular function: protein tyrosine phosphatase activity; MAP kinase tyrosine/serine/threonine phosphatase activity. Lineage: Eukaryota; Metazoa; Chordata; Mammalia; Carnivora; Phocidae. The record is from RefSeq and is a predicted model, not a curated record. Gene Ontology annotation, cellular component: cytoplasm.
GAUGGAGCGGGCUGCGGCGCGCUGAGCUGACACUACCUCUCCGCUAGGAUUCAUGUGGCCCCCGCGUGAUCGCGGGGCGGGUAACCGGGUAGGGCCGGGCGGGGCAGCUCCAGGGAACCGAAGCGAGCCCGGGGUUUCUCCGAAGACCCGGCGCUGCGGAUUCCUCACCGCGAGGAGGGACCAUUGCUAUGGAAACCAGAGCGCGGGGCAGCGGGGGAUUGUGGCUCCCGGAUGGUGACGGAUCUUCUCUCUCCCCGAGACCCUCACCCGAGGCUUCGGGCGCGAUUGCUUCCUGAACGAACCUGCCCUCCCGCCCACGGGAGAGAGUUUUCCAUGGCACAGCCCAACAGAAAGAUGUAGCCCUUGUGCCUCACUGGCCGCUGACCCACUGGCCUGAUGACAGCACCCCCGUGUACGUUUCCGGUUCAGUUCCGGCAGCCCUCGGUCAGUGGCCUCUCACAGAUCACCAGCAGCCUGUAUGUCAGCAAUGGGGUGGCCGCCAACAACAAGCUCAUGCUCUCCAGCAACCAGAUCACCACGGUCAUCAACGUGUCGGUGGAAGUGGUAAAUACCUUAUACGAGGACAUCCAGUACGUACAGGUGCCUGUGGCCGACACACCCAUCUCGCGUCUCUGUGACUUCUUUGACCCCAUUGCUGACCACAUCCACAGCGUAGAGCUGAAGCAGGGCCGCACGCUGCUGCACUGCGCUGCUGGCGUGAGCCGCUCAGCUGCCCUCUGCCUGGCCUACCUCAUGAAGUACCAUGCCAUGUCCCUGCUGGACGCCCACACGUGGACCAAGUCAUGCCGGCCCAUCAUCCGACCCAACAAUGGCUUUUGGGAGCAGCUCAUCCACUAUGAAUUCCAGCUGUUUGGCAAGAAUACCGUGCACAUGGUCAGCUCCCCUAUGGGAGUGAUCCCUGACAUCUACGAGAAGGAGGUCCAUUUGAUGAUUCCACUGUGAGCCUGCCAGCACCCCCCGCACCCCCGCACCCAGGUCAGAGGUGCAGAUCUGCUGUUGACCCUCCACCAAGAUCUGAACUUAAAACGUUCCACUUUUGCUGAUACAGAAAAAACAGAUGAUGCCUUUUAUAAGGGUCCGAGAAAAAGGAAAGGUGCUGUAGCUUUUAACCUUAUUAUCCGUAUCUUCAAAGAUUAAAUUCACUAACUAUACAAUG